AUGUCCUUCACUGAGAAGAAUAAGCCCGUAGAUACGGACGUCGUCCAGAUCUCCGAAAACAUCGACGAGGAUCUAUCGCGCCAAGUCAUGCGAAAGCUUGACUGGCAUCUGCUUCCCAUUCUUUCCGGAUUGUACCUGUUGGCUUACUUCACGACUUUAGGCUCAGGAAAUGCCAAGAUUGCAGGUUUGACGACGGAUUUAGGCUUAAAAGGCGUGCAAUUCAAUCUAUGCAGUGCUCUUUUUUUCAUUCCAUAUUGCCUGCUCGAUGUACCAUCAAACGUCGCGCUCAAGUACUUCAAGCCUUCGCGAUGGAUUCCGUCGAUCAUGUUUUCUUGGAGCAUCGUCAUGAUCUGCAUGACUUUUGUGAAGAAUUUUCGCGGCCUCCUCGUUGCACGAUUGUUCCUGGGGCUCACCGAGGCGGGUCAUGCUGGACUGUUUCCGGGUAUCUCCUUUUACAUCUGCCUGUGGUAUCCACGGAGAGCACAAGCUCAACGCUUAUCAAUCUUCCUCUCUGCGUCAAGUACAGCUGGCGCAUUUGGUGGCCUUCUUGCCUUUGCGAUUGAGAAGAUGAACGGCAUUGGAGGGCUCGCUGGAUGGUCAUGGAUAUUCCUGUUGGAAGGUCUUGUCACAACCGUCAUUUCUCUGCUGGCAUUCUACUGGAUGGACGACUAUCCUGAAACUGCUUCUUUCUUAACGGAGAAAGAGAGAGAAUGGCUCGUGCGAACAAUUCGUGAAGACACUGUAGGCUCACCGAAAUCUAUCGAGACGAAGUACAUCAUGCAAGCCCUCGCUGAUCCUCAUGCGUACCUCAUGGCCACGCUAGAUUUUUUCAUGAUCAUCCCGUUAUACUCAUCCGCCGUAUUUCUCCCAACCAUCAUAGUCGGGUUAGGGUAUUCUUCAAUACAUGCGCAACUCAUGACAAUCCCUCCCAACAUUUGCGGCAGCCUCUGCACGGUCAUUCUGGGGAUGUUUUCCGACCGGUUGGGCGCGCGCGGACCAUUCGUCCUACUUGCAUCGCUCUUGUCUCUCACCGGAUACGUCAUGCUAUUCGCUACGACCGCAUCUGUGACAGGAUAUGUUGGAACCAUGAUUGCCGCUAGCGGUGUGUAUCCAGCAUCUGCCUGUCUACUUGCCUGGACAAGCGGGAAUGCUGGAGGAGAUAUCAAGCGUGGAGUGAUGAUCGCUAUGCUCGGCUGCAUUGGAAAUUCGGGAACGAUCGUAGCUUCCUUCAUAUAUCGACAGGCAGAUAGCCCGCGUUAUCAUCCAGGGCAUGCAACGAGUAUUGCUUGCUCUUCCACACUUGCUCUUCUUACUAUCGUUGCCAUGCUGAGGUUCUCACAGAUGAACGCGAAAAAGAAAGCAUAUUGUUUGUCGGAGGAUUUGAGUGACAGUCAAGCUCAUGAAUACUCGGAACUGGGGGACAGGUCACCUUUCUAUCGGUGCGUCAUUGACAGUUUAACCCCUGGUGUGGUGUUGUGGCUUAUAUGUGAACAGAUACACUUUAUAAUAUUCGCACAUGAUGAGAUGAACAGGUGUGGUACCAGAAGUCGAACAACACGAGAGCUCGUGCUAUAUGAUCAUUCAUCAAAUAUAUUCACCGACUCGCUCUACAUUAUUGUUCUGGGAUAUCGGACCAGGCAACUCUGUGUUCACCUUGGUAACGAUGGAGUAGAUGGAGGCGUUGUUUCUGCGUCGUGUUGA
Laetiporus sulphureus 93-53 is the source of this 1701-nucleotide messenger RNA. Its product is annotated as MFS general substrate transporter. Gene Ontology annotation, biological process: transmembrane transport. Bases 1 to 1701 code for a protein of 566 amino acids. The transcript is spliced from 16 exons. Lineage: Eukaryota; Fungi; Basidiomycota; Agaricomycetes; Polyporales; Laetiporaceae. Gene Ontology annotation, cellular component: membrane. Gene Ontology annotation, molecular function: transmembrane transporter activity. The record is from RefSeq and is a predicted model, not a curated record.